UUUGAUGGGCAUAGUUAUAUCAUAUUAUACAUUGGAAUAAAAUAUCAUCUGGCUUUCCAAAAUUUCUUGUUUCUUCGUCAAGUUGAUAUUCAUUUCAAUACAUUGAUAUCAAAAUUCAUCUGGGUUCCCAAUUUCUUGCUCCUUUCCACAUUCACCUGUGUAUAAGAUAUCUCUGUCAUUGAUAUUCAUCCACUCUUGUUUGUUUCAAAUUGAAAGAGCAUCCAUUGGAUAAUUCAGAUCACUGGUUAAUGUAAGGUGUUCCUGUCUAAUCGUAUAUGUCUCGUGGGAAUGUUAGAGAAUGAAGAAAAAGGUUCCAUUUUUGGCGUCAGCUUUUCUGAGAUAGACUAUGUAGGAAUAGGUUGGUGUAGUUUCAGAGUAGCUGGUUCCUAGUUUUAUCAAUGCGAUCUUAGUGUUUUUUGGGCCUAUUUCACAUUGUUUUUCUCCACUCAUUUGUUGCAUCAGCUUUGGUGAGAUUAGCUAAUUGUGACUGAGUCUUCAUAUUGUCUGGGGGUCUUCUUUGGAAAAAGAUGAGUUUGGAAGAAAUAGCUAAUAGCUCAUAUUAGGUGUUUGUCGCCCGAUUGACAUGGUUGAGAGAAAUGCACAUUCCAUGGGGAUUUUUGGCCGAAAAUCCUUGUUUUGUUUGUUUUCAAUUACAUCUGUUUUGUUCAUGUUGUCUUGGUCCUAUGUGCUUCGUUCAGCUGGUCGGCCUCACCUCAAUAUAGUACCCAACUCCAAGCUUCUCGCCUUGGCAGAUGAUGGGAAUUCCCGGUCCAGGACUCACAGAGAUGGUGACAUCCCUACAUUGAGCAAAUCACGGAAAAAGUUUAACUUGUUUAAGUGCAAUCCUAGUAACCAACUUCUUAAAGUUUUUAUGUAUGACCUGCCCCCUCAGUUUCAUUUUGAACUUUUGGGCUGGAAGGCUGAGGGGAAGACUGUUUGGCCCGAUAUCCGCAGUACAGUUCCUCAAUAUCCAGGUGGAUUAAACUUGCAGCACAGUAUAGAAUAUUGGUUGACAUUGGAUCUUCUCUCUUCUGAAUUUGCUGACAAUUUGAAUGGUCGAACUGCCAUAAGAGUGCGUAAUUCAAGCGAAGCUGAUGUCAUUUUUGUUCCAUUCUUUUCAUCAAUCAGUUAUAAUCGGUUUUCAAGGCUUAAGCCACACCAAAAAAGAAGAAGCAUGAACACCUUACUGCAGGAAAAGUUAGUUGCCUUUUUAACAGCUCAGGAAGAAUGGAAAAGAUCAGGGGGGAAAGACCAUAUUAUUAUGGCCCACCAUCCAAAUAGUCUUUUGGAUGCAAGAGUUAAGCUUUGGCCUGCAAUGUACAUCCUUUCUGACUUUGGAAGGUAUCCUCCCAGUGUAGCUAAUGUUGAAAAGGACAUAAUUGCACCUUACAAGCAUGUAAUCAGGAACUAUGACAAUGACACUUCUGAUUUUGUUACUCGACCAAUUCUUCUUUACUUCCAGGGAGCUAUAUACAGAAAAUAUGGUGGGUUUAUUAGGCAAGAGUUAUUCUAUAUGCUGAAAGAUGAGAAAGAUGUUCACUUCUCAUUUGGAAGCGUUCAGAAGGACGGAAUAAAACAAGCUACAGAGGGAAUGCACUCCUCCAAGUUCUGCCUAAACAUUGCUGGUGACACUCCCUCAUCAAAUCGCCUCUUUGAUGCAAUUGCUAGUCACUGUGUACCAGUGAUCAUUAGUGAUGAAAUAGAGCUCCCCUAUGAAGAUGUUCUUGAUUAUUCUGGAUUCUGCAUAUUCGUUCCUACCUCAGAGGCUCUCAAAGAAAAAUUCCUCAUAAACCUCAUUAGGAGCAUUGACAAAGAAGAGUGGACUAGAAUGUGGACAAGGUUAAAAGAGGUUGAAAAUCUCUUCGAGUAUAGGCAUCCUUCCAAGGACAAUGAUGCUGUUCAAAUGAUCUGGCAAGCAAUUGCCCGUAAGGUUCCUGCUGUUAAUCUCAAGUUACAUAAAUCCUGGAGAUUUUAUCGCACCCCUUGGAGAGAAAGAGGGUUGAAAUCAGCUCUAUUGCCCAAAAUUUUUCAGUAA
This is a messenger RNA of Lycium ferocissimum, 2035 nucleotides long. RefSeq names its product probable arabinosyltransferase ARAD1. The record is from RefSeq and is a predicted model, not a curated record. Gene Ontology annotation, molecular function: glycosyltransferase activity. The coding region runs from base 584 to 2035 and encodes 483 amino acids. The transcript is spliced from 2 exons. NCBI's taxonomy places the organism in Eukaryota, Viridiplantae, Streptophyta, Magnoliopsida, Solanales, Solanaceae.